This is a messenger RNA of Saccostrea echinata, 1294 nucleotides long. Its product is annotated as beta-1,3-galactosyltransferase 5-like. The transcript is spliced from 2 exons. Gene Ontology annotation, molecular function: hexosyltransferase activity. Gene Ontology annotation, cellular component: membrane. The record is from RefSeq and is a predicted model, not a curated record. The coding region runs from base 236 to 1240 and encodes 334 amino acids. Lineage: Eukaryota; Metazoa; Mollusca; Bivalvia; Ostreida; Ostreidae.
AAAUGUUGAGAAUAACACGCUGCAUUUAAUUUUUAUUCAUUCCCGUAGUAAUGAACAACAGUGGAAUGAUGGAAAAUGUUAAAACCAAAAUUUUAGAUUUGCUAGAUAUUGUUUCUUUAUUUCUACAUUCAGUUUUGUGAACAGGGUCUCUGUCACCUAUUGCAAUGUCCUUUUUAAAUCAUUUUGGAGGACAUACGGAAAUGGAAAAUUAAAACCUGGCUUCCAAUAUUUCAAGAUGAAGAAAAAACUGAAGUCAACCGUAAUCUGGGUAAUUAGCGUGUUCCUUGUGAUUUACUUACUUUGUGCACCAUAUCGAGGAUUGACAAUUAAUACUGAAGACAUUUCGUAUAGACUUGUUCAGGCUUAUAUCGAUACAGGGAUAGUUCCACCCAUCACUGCGGCCUCUGUAAGCUGUGCUGAUCAAGGUGAAAAUGUGUUUUUACUCAUAAUGGUGCCAAGUGCAGUCUCCAACUUCAAACAGAGAGAUGCCAUUCGUCACACAUGGGGGAACGUUUCAAAAGUUAAGCCGACUGUUCAAGUCAACUUUGUCUUGGGUAAAAGUAAACACGCAGCUUUGCAGGAUUUAGCACAUACUGAAAAACUGAUAUACAACGAUAUUGUAUUUGAAGACGUUCUUGAAACUUACGAAAAUCUUACAAGAAAAUCUAUAGCUAUUUUACGUUGGACAGUGUCAUUUUGCAGCAAAGUUCGUUAUCUUUUAAAGAUAGAUGAUGACAUGUUCUUAAAUCUUCCCAGACUUUUACGCUAUCUAACGGAAUUUUCUCAAGUAAACACAAUACUUGGAUGUAAAGUAAGCCAUACUGCACCAUUUCGGAAUCCAUUUUCUAAAUGGUAUGUGUCACAUGAUCAGUAUGAGGACAGAGAAUAUCCGGAGUACAUAGCCGGAACUGCAUACCUUAUUUCCGGAGAUGUGAUAUACGAUCUCUACCAAGCAACAGAUAAAGUUCCUUACUUCAUAUUUGAAGAUGUUUUCAUAACUGGUUUGUGCCGGAAACAAAUCGGUGCUGUCGCAAAAGAGCAUCGUGAGUUCAGUUGUGGUAGUCGUGAAAUCGGACCAUGUGGGAAAAACUUUAGGUAUAUGAUUACCGGCCAUCACUAUAGCCCACCGGAAUUGACAAGAAUGUGGGUAGAACUACAAAACAGGUGGUCGGACUGCCGUUUAGUGGAUUACUUUUUUAUUUAUUCUCUGAUUGAUAUUUUCAAAUGGAUAUUUCUCUAAUAUUCUUACUACAGUUUUCUAGUCAUGAAAUGACAAUAAAAGUUGUUUACUGCU